AUGAGCGUAAGGACAAGAAGACAAAAGGCUGCGGCAGCCUCAGAGGAUACAGAUGCGUCUCCCACUGGCAACGGCUCGGUUCCCACAGGCUCUCCAGGAAAGAAGGCUGCGGAGGAGCCCCAUGAGAAUGUAUUCUUGUUUUGGCCCAACAUUAUCGGCUACGUGCGAAUCGUUCUCGCGGUUGCGUCUCUGUACUACAUGCCCCUCCAUCCUCGCACAUGCUCCUUUCUGUACAGCGUUUCAUGCCUGCUAGAUGCCCUGGAUGGCGUCGCAGCUCGUCACUUUGACCAGUCGACACAGUUCGGAGCCGUGCUGGAUAUGGUUACGGACCGCUGUACGACUGCAUGCCUGUUGGUGUUCUUGAGCUCAGCCUGGCCGCGGUGGGCGAUUCUCUUCCAGGGCCUGAUCAGCUUGGACCUGGCGAGCCACUAUAUGCACAUGUAUGCGACAUUGAGCAUGGGCGGGUCUGGCCAAAGUCACAAGAAGGUCGACUCUAGCCGGAGCUGGAUCCUGUAUCAAUACUACAACAGCAGGACCGUGCUUUUCGUCUGCUGCGCUCUCAAUGAGCUUUUCUUCAUCGGCCUGUACCUGUUGUCCUUCUCGUCACCGACGCUGUCGCCUUCUCUCCUGCAGCCGCUCCCCAACACGGAGUCUGGGCAACCUGCUCAGCCUGUGCCCACUGCGAUUUUCCCCAGUCCAUGGAGCGCCGGCGCCCUCGAAUUGGCCCGUGCCAACAAACUGGACAGCUUCUGGCCCUGGGUGAUCACCGGGAUCUCCGCUCCUGUCAUGGCGCUCAAGCAGUUCAUUAACGUGGUGCAGCUUGUCAAGGCCAGCAAGUGGCUAGCCGAGGGCGAUCUCGCGAAGCGCAAAGCUGCCAGAGCGCAGAAAAACUCUAUGAGUCUGCGUCAAACGUAUACGCCGCUGUCGUUACUUCCGCAUGGAGUCGCGUCAUUGAAUCCGGUCCGGUCAUUUGAUAGGGCAAUUUCUUCUUAUCUUGCUCCUAAUACUCAUAAUCAUCGUUUUAAUUCAGCUAAUGUGUCCCUGUCAGAUUUAGUUUCCAUUCAAACUUCACAUCAGUGA
Messenger RNA from Rasamsonia emersonii CBS 393.64, 1080 nucleotides. Its product is annotated as CDP-diacylglycerol--inositol 3-phosphatidyltransferase. NCBI's taxonomy places the organism in Eukaryota, Fungi, Ascomycota, Eurotiomycetes, Eurotiales, Trichocomaceae. Gene Ontology annotation, biological process: phosphatidylinositol biosynthetic process. Gene Ontology annotation, molecular function: CDP-diacylglycerol-inositol 3-phosphatidyltransferase activity. The coding region runs from base 1 to 1080 and encodes 359 amino acids. Gene Ontology annotation, cellular component: Golgi apparatus; membrane. The record is from RefSeq and is a predicted model, not a curated record. The transcript is spliced from 5 exons.